Molecule: messenger RNA, 1123 nt
Organism: Lathyrus oleraceus (garden pea)
Lineage: Eukaryota; Viridiplantae; Streptophyta; Magnoliopsida; Fabales; Fabaceae
Exons: 7
Coding region: 316-705 (129 amino acids)
Source: RefSeq, a predicted model, not a curated record
AACCCCUUUUCUCACUCAUCUCUCAUUCCACCGGUCGUCCGUCGUGAGACACCGUGCCGGCGGCUGCCGGCGGCGACGGUGAUUCCCUAAACCAAGGUUGAAGUCACCAGCAGACGCGCAAGGCUGCACUGGUGAUGUAUUUGGGGGUGGUUUAGUGAAAUUUUCCUGGAUAAUCUUAAUCGAAGGAUUCCCAUUGAAGAACCCUAAGUCUUUUUACGCAAAUUAAGUGGAAACUAAGGUGAUUCAACGUCUACAACCUUAGGGCUUGGAUUCCUCUCCUUACACUCUACACUCUAGUGACCAAAAAAUGCGAAAAUGCCAAGAUUAGAGAUUGACUCAUCGGAGAAGGAGGCCGGAAAACUGUCAGCAGGUGAAUCAAGGCUUGGUGAAUGGUUUUGGCUUGGUUUUUCACUGCAGGUUUUACUUGCACCGAUGGGAAUAAUUGUAGGCUACAGGCUCAUGCUUGGUCUACUCUCUAGUAUUUCAAACAGGUCUUACUCUGCUGCAGGUGAGGCCUUGUUUCACUUGGUUCAUGGUUCUGCUGCAGGAUGUCUGGAAAAUUUGCAUUGCUCAUCUUGCUGUAGUUUGGUAGCAGGUAUACCACAUGAAGCUGAUUGUAUUGGUUUAAGGCAUGCUUCAGUUGUUUACAACUUGGAAUGGAUGUGCCUUUCAUGGUUGAAUGGAUUGAAUGAAGCUAGGAGUUGAUAUCCAUCUACAGGUUGAUCCCAAGGUUUGUUGUUGCCUUGCUUGCAUGAACACUUUGGUCAUGGUCUGUAUGGAUUCAUAGGAUACUUUGACUUGUCAAUGGUUCUACAGGUUUAUUUGCUCAAACCAAGUUCAUGGCAUGAUGGCAUUGAAGAUCAUGUGCAAAUGGCCAAAACAAAAUCAAGAUGGAAGUGUAAAAUGGGAUUAGGACUAGGAUUAGACAAUUGGUGGUUUAGGAUAGAAAAGAAUUUAAGUUGACUUUGGUCAACUGUUGACCAAAAAGUCAAACUGUUGACCAAAGUCAACAUUUGGUCAACAUGUAAUGUUUUGCAUUUUUGUAUGUAAUGAGACAUUUGUGAUGAUGGAAUGAAUGGGAUUGAUGCAUUUGAAUGAAAUUUGAUAGGUUUUGAAUCUUGAA